Messenger RNA from Suillus subaureus, 678 nucleotides. RefSeq names its product kinase-like domain-containing protein. Lineage: Eukaryota; Fungi; Basidiomycota; Agaricomycetes; Boletales; Suillaceae. Gene Ontology annotation, molecular function: protein serine/threonine kinase activity; ATP binding. Gene Ontology annotation, cellular component: cytoplasm; nucleus. Gene Ontology annotation, biological process: peptidyl-serine phosphorylation; signal transduction. The transcript is spliced from 2 exons. The record is from RefSeq and is a predicted model, not a curated record. The annotation marks the transcript as partial.
GUUGAGCAUGAAUACUAUAUUUUGAAACAACUUGAAGGUGGAGUUGGCAUCCCACACACCUUCUGGUUUGGUAGAGAGUCAGUGCAUCAUGUUCUGGUCCUUGAACUCCUUGGGCCAUCACUCCACCAACUUUUCCUUGCGAACAAUCGAAGAUUCAGCCUUCUCAAUGUUGUCAAUCUUGGAGUCCAGUUGCUCUCAUGUCUUGAGUAUGUUCAGUCACACAAUUAUGUUCAUGGUGACAUUAAACUGCAGAACAUCUUGGUGGGUCUUGGAAAUUUGAGGCACACCACCUAUAUCAUCAAUUUUGGAAUCACAAAGACAUACUGGAACACUAAAACCAGUGACCAUGUACCAUUUCGCCAUGGUCAAAGUCUCUCUGGUACUCCUGCACUUGCCUCAAUCAACAAUCACCUAGGAGUUGAGCCAGGUCACCAUGACAAUCUUGAGUCACUCACUUACAUGCUAAUCUAUUUUUUGUGUGGCUCCCUUCUAUGGUUAGCCAGUGAUGACAAGAAAUUAUCCAGCUCUACCAUACUUGAGCACAAAGCAUGUGCUACCAUUGCAGAAAUAUGCCAUGACAUCCCUGUUGAAUUCGCAAACAUUCUUAUUUACACCCACUCUCUCACAUUUGCUGAAGAUCCUGAUUACAAUCAUCGUCAUUCACUACUACAUGAUCUU